Messenger RNA from Scedosporium apiospermum, 12255 nucleotides. Its product is annotated as E3 ubiquitin-protein ligase TOM1-like protein. The transcript has 5 exons. Gene Ontology annotation, biological process: proteasome-mediated ubiquitin-dependent protein catabolic process; protein polyubiquitination; positive regulation of protein catabolic process. The coding region runs from base 1 to 12255 and encodes 4084 amino acids. The record is from RefSeq and is a predicted model, not a curated record. Gene Ontology annotation, molecular function: ubiquitin-protein transferase activity. NCBI's taxonomy places the organism in Eukaryota, Fungi, Ascomycota, Sordariomycetes, Microascales, Microascaceae.
AUGGGGAAGAUCACAAAGAAGAUGCAAGCCAAGCAUAAGGAGACUCAGUCUCCUUGGCUCAAGGCUUUCGUCAAGUCGGCGGUCUCCACGCCACUUCCUCUCCUUCCACAGGUCCUCGCCGACUUUCCAUCUCGGUGGCCGUUCCCUCGAGGCGACCUUUUCCACUGGAUCCCCCUCCUAAAUAGGUUCGACAAUAUCCUCGAAUGCUUUGUUGCCACCUAUAAUCUCGACAAAGGCCCUCAGACCCAGGAGUUCGCCUCCGAUCUCCUGCUAAAUGUUCCUGUGGGUCUCGAGUAUGCCGGUGAUGGCAAGACGUGGAAUGUGGAUACCCUUCGGGAGGCGGGCUUCGGACAAGAUGGAGACAGGCAGCUGAUGGAAGCCAUCUUGGGCUUUACCCGAAUGCUCCUCGAGAACUGCGGAAACAGGAGCAUUUAUUCUAGCAGUGCCCACCUCAACCAUGUUCUCAACACGACCUCGAUGUCCCUGCUGUUGGCUACACUGAGAGUGGGGUCGGAGCUUGCCCGUCGAUACCAGGCUUCGCUCAAACGCCUCGGACGCAAUACGCCACAGCAGCAGGUUACCGCCGCCCUCCUUGCCAACCACUAUAAUAUCGAUCUCGACUCUGUGCACCAACUGGCGAUGCCGUUUGUCCGGACACCAAUCGUUAGCCUGGCUGACACAUACCCGCCAGCCCCUACACCGGGCUCUUCCUCCAAGGGCAAGGAGCAUGCGCAUCCAGUGAGCCACGCCAAGAACGCGGCAACUAUGUAUGCAAAUGAUUUGGUGGCUGUUGCCUCCUCCGAUGCCACUCAGUGGAACGGCUGGGGCGACGUCAAAAUCGUCUAUUAUCCCCAGUCUGCUGCGGGUGAGGCGAGGAUCACGGGUCGCCCUGGUCAUGGCUUCGCUUCCACUCCCGGUACCCCAACCCCCUUGAGAAGGAGCUCGUCAAUGCAUACUCCAUCGCCCAAGGCUGGCCGUUCUCAGGCGGUUGACGAUGGCUCUCCCUCACCUGCCCGCGGUUCUGGUUUCGGCACCGACUUCGGAAGGUCGUCGGCCCAGAAGACGUUCGAUGUCACCGAAGCUGCUAUUAAAUCAACUCCCCUCCACAUCCUCAUGUCGCAGUGCCCCCCUGACCUGCCAAAGGCCUCAAGCUAUGAACUUCUGCACAGACUUCGUAUCGCCAAGGCUCUCGUAGGUUCCAAGGAAGAUAGGCAAGAGGCUUUGGCCGUGCGGUUGCUAGCUAUCCUCAACCUGAUCAACAUCCAUCCCGAGCCCGUCUUCACGGAAAAGGUACUUCGACAUGACAUUGACGAGACGCGGCGAUUCCAGCUCGCCUACCAGCUUGCCGACCUUAUUCAUCCGACAGCCAAUGGUUCCGUUCCAGUGCCGAUUCCGCUGCAGUCCAUCGCACUCUCACUCCUAGAGGCACUCUCAGGUCUGAAUUGUCGAUUUGCGGAUGUUGUCUCUGCGCUCAAUGCUACCGUCAACCAUGGUAUCUUACUCUACGUCAUGAGAACUGCCGUCGCUGGCAUGAAGGAGGAUGAGCCGCUUGAUGUUAAGGAUCGCCUUACCGAUAUCGACGAGUGGAGGAGCAACCUAUUCUCCCUGGCGUCCCAGCUUACUGCGAAUCCGGGCAUGAAGAUCGGUGGAGAGAUGCUAUCGUCUGGCCUGAUGGACGUCCUAGUCGAGAUUCUUGGUCUUCGAUCCAACAUCGCCAUGCGUCACCACCCCGCCAUCCUUCAGUUCCUCGACACCUUGAUUUGGACGUAUUCUCAUGGCUUGGAAGCCUUUUUCAGCGCCGAUGGUUUGGAUGCCGUAGCCAAAUUGACUGUGGUAACCGUUGAAGAUUCGUGCCGCUUAAUGAAGGAGGGCCUCGGAACGGGUGCCGACUUUCACACCAGCGUCAUCGAUUAUGACAUACCGUUUUACCAUCAUCAAACAUUGAGGUCGCUCCUGAGAUUCAUCCAUCAUAUCAUGUCUAACUGGUAUAGUCACGGUGGCAACGCUGACAGGUUACUCCGAAACUUGGCGGACAAGUCUGAUCUGUUGCAAAGUCUGCGGACUGUUAUCGAGCAGGCAAAAUGCUUUGGAUCCUACCCAUGGACUAGUGCGAGCACCAUCCUUAGCGAUUUCAUCAAUAAUGACCCAACAAGUUUCGCUGCCAUCUCGGAAUCCGGCCUUAUUACUGCCUUCCUCACUGCCGUGACGGGUCGUCCUGUCCCGCCCAUCCAACAAGACGCUUCUCAGACUGGAGAAGGAAACCAGUCAGGAAGUUCCGAUGACCAGCAGGACAGCCCUGACUCCACCGAUGUUCCUCCUGUCAUCUUGGAUGCUGACGAUCGACCACACCCGCCAACCGCGGAGAUGUUGGAAGCAUCGCGGCCGUCUCCCACCGCCGGCAACACUUUACCUUCCUUUGAGGCUAUCUCCAUUAUUCCCGUCGUUCUCAACGCCAUUUGCCUGAACAACUCCGGGUUGAGGAUGGUCGUCGCGUCUCGGGUGUUCGAGAGCUAUUUCGAAGUUUUUGAAAGCCCGGCUCAUGUUCGAUGUCUGGACUCUGACUACGAUUCCGCUAGUGGCCUCGGGCGUCAUUUUGACGAGCUUGCCCGCCAUCACCCGGCUCUUCGAACGCCGAUUGCGAACGCAGCAAUUGACAUGGUGGCCAGGGUUUGUCACCUCGGAAAGGAUAAAGCAAGGGUAGAUAAGUAUGGUGUCAAGCUUCAGGUUCUCAGUACCAUGCAGAAACCUGUUCAGGCAAGCAAGGAUAUCGUAGCGGACCUUGGGGUAUUGGAGACACCUUCUGGGCCUCAAAACGUCGCGCCGACGUACGACUCGGAUAUCGAAAUGUCGGAUCGGGCAGAUGUGGGCAGCAAAACGAGUGGCGCCAAUGACAGCUCGGACUCGGAGAAUGACCUUCCUGCCUUUGAGCCUUUCGUGUACGCCCUGUGCAACUUCUUGACGACCUACCUUAGCAACUCGAACCUCAAGGUGGCAUUCAUCAACAAGGGCGGUAUUGAGUUGCUACUCGACAUCGCCGAGUCGCCGAGUCUUGCUUAUACCUUUGGCGAACACCCUGCGUCGAGGACAUUGCAGCAUGUUAUCUCUGGCCUGGUCGAGAAUACGCCAGUGGUCGCACUUCCCUCCGUUCUCCGUCGUACUCAAUCUGCCAUUGGCCGUCUUGGUCCUCUAGCGAAGGGAGCAAACGGAGACGAUGCCUACUUCGCGCCGUUCUUGCAAACUGAUCUCGUAGUGACCCCUUCUAUGGCUGAGAAGUGGACGUCGGACCUGGCGGAGAAGAUGGCGCAGGGCUCCGAUAUUGCACGGGCGCUUCUCAAUACCCAGACAUUUGUUAAGACGCUUUGCGACUGUUUCGCGUCUUCUUCCAGAUCGAAUAACUUCUUGCUCCACCCUGUUAAUGUCUUUGAUUACUACGUCGCCUUGAUCCAGUCUCUUGGGCCGCUGCUAAGAGCCAGCCUACUCGAAGAAUCUGCUCAUCAUGGUCUAGUACCUCGCCACUGGUCAUCUAAUCGGCGCGCGUCAACUUCGGGGGCCGAUGACAAGGACAUUGUUGAAGGCACAGCGCCCGCAACGCUCCCUACAUCCGCUGCCGGUUCGGUCCCCGGCAGUGCUCCCGGUGCUAAUAGCGAACAGACGCCCGAUUUGACGGUCUCUGGAGCAAGCGACCAGACUCUGGGCCCCACCCCGACCGAGAUGUCCAGCAUCAGAUUCAAGAACUAUGAUACACUCCGGCUACUUCUUCACUCGAUGAUGCCGACAGCUUAUCCCCUUUUCCAAUCUCUCGGAAAAGCACUACUUCCACGCCGCGACCGAGACAAGUUGCGUCCUCGCCAUCUAGAUGUUGCAAGGGCGUUGGCGGAGUCGGUUUUAGACUACCUUGAGCCGUCCGUCAAUACUGCUGAGCCAACCUCUAAGGAUUAUCACUAUUGGAUCAUCAUGAUGCACACCAUCCACGAGAUGCUCAUCGAUACGUCUCGAGCGUCCGAACGCUCCUCGGUUCAGCUUGUCAUGCCCGUACUCCUGGCUUUCAAGGAGCGGGGUGGUUUUGAUGUACUCAACAGUAUGUUCCGGGCCUUCAUUCGACAGAUAUCUACCGCCGGCGCCGACGGCGGUGAGGAUUCUACCAAGGCCAAGGUUGCGUCGUUUGGGGUGAAGAAAAUCCUGGACCUCUAUGUUCUGAUUGUCAACGGAAAAUAUAUCACCGAUUCCGCGAGCCAGUACAAUCUGCAGGUCCGUACCGACAGGGUCCGCGAUACUCCCUUAACCCAGCAGCUCGUUGUUGAGCUUCGGCUUUUAGUACUGCCUGUGAUCGACGAAUUGUGGCAAUCGGAUUUGGUCGAGACGAUUUCCGAUCAAACCCUUAUUCUUGUAGUCGACAUCCUUAACCUCAUCUCCACUGCUGAAUACGAGACUCCCCCCUCGUCUCGUGGUGAAAAGUUCCAGACGUCGAUUUUCAAGACGACCCGAGAUCCGUUUGAUUGGGGACACCUUAGGCGUGAAGUCACAAGACUCGUCGAGGCAGGUUACGAGGAGGAUCUGGCUGCGGAGGCUCUCUACCGGGCCAAUGGAGACGCCCGCGCGGCAAAUGACUAUUGUAAAGCCCACCAGGCUGGCGUCGCAGGUCCCCGGAAUCCCAUCCCCGCCGGGGAUGCCUACACGCCAAGUUCAGCUGAGCCAUCUAACCAGGAGAACCGACCCGAUGCGGAAGCUUCUACGGCAGAAUCCAUGUCUAUCGAUUAUGCGCUCCAGCUAGAAAAUAUUGGCGCCGAAGUCGCCGAGGAACCUGCUGAUGAUGAUGACUCUUCUCAGGCUACGGAGGAUAACGAUGACACGGCCUUUGGAGAAUCUGCGUCCCGUUCGAAUGGUGCUGCGGAACAGCAGCCUGCAGAUGCCUCAUCUGAUGACAAGGCCGCCGAGGAGCAAAGCAACCCAAAAACGGAACUUGAUAAUCUUCGUGACAAGCUCCGAGAUGGCCUGAUUGACAAGUCCUUGGACGUAUUGCGCGCUCAUCCCAGCGCGGCAAUCGACCUAUCAGAAUUGAUAAAAUCGAUGGUACUUCGACAAAAGAACGACGACGAUGUACGCGAGGAAGUUGGCGCUACCUUGGCGAAUGCUCUGUCGUCACUAGCGUUUGACGACGAAGACAAGGCUGCCAAUGGUAAGAGCAUCGCUUCAUUUGCGCACCUUCUCGCCCUGCUUCUCCAGGAGAAGCAGUUCUUCAAAUGCAACGUCGACACACUCCGCGAAAAGGUUGAGGAGUAUGUAGGGUUUCUCCAGGUUCCUCCGAAGGUUUCAAACGAGGAACUCCCUCCUUGGAUCCCUUACAUCCUUUUGGUGAUCGAGACCCUUCUUCAGCAUGAUUUCCAACCGCAUGAGUGCAAGUGGACCCCCCCGAAGUCCGACGAUGAGCCUAUCACGUCUCCCGUCUUCAGCGUCCGCGAAUUCAUUGUUACCACGGAUGAGUGCAAGGAAAUUUUGGAUGCUGUUCUAGAUAUUCUCCCACGAAUCGGCAAGGACGAAAUUCUUGCGACCGCUGCUCUCAGAGUUCUUGUUUUCCUCUCCAGAGAUGCUGUCCUGGCCAAACAAUUGGGCGAGAAGAAGAACUUGCAGAGGCUGUUCGUUAUGGUCAAACAACUCUCUAUUCUAGGGGCGGAUAGGCUUAACCGUUCCAAGAUCAACUCUUGGAUCAUGGUCAUCCUAAGGCAUAUCGUUGAAGACGAAGAAACCACGCGGCAGAUCCUCAGGGCCGAAAUCAAGAACCAGAUUGACAUCUCGCAGCGAGGUCAACGACGUGACCUGAAAACCUACAUCACCAACCUCGCUGGUGCCGCGCUCAGAGCUCCCGAUAUGUUUGUCGACACCUCAGCUGAGAUGUUGAAGCUUGACCAGUGGGUGCCGAGCGAUUGCCUGACCUUCCGUAAUCCGCUCGCGUUGAAGAGCCCCUCCGCCACAUCACCUGCCGCCGAGGAGAGUGAGAACGGUAACGAAGCUCCAUCAACUACGGCUCCUGGGGAAGACAUUAAGCCCUCCACCGAAGCUGGCGAUAAGGAAAUGACCGAUGCACCCAAGGAAUCCAAAUGGCCCGUGGUAGAGAACCCCGAUGGCGUUGUUCACUUCCUACUCUGUGAACUUCUGAACUACCGCGAGGUUGAUGAUAAAGACUCGAGUGUACCAGCCAUGAAGGACUUGAAGGCGUCAGAAACCCCUGCUGCUGCUGACAAUGUCCCAUCCCCUGCCACUACGGAUGACGGCUCCGUGACCGAGGGCAAGGAUAAGAAGUUGCAGAAGCCAACAUUCAAGUCCGAGGAGCAUCCUAUCUUUGUUUACCGCUGCUUCCUGCUUAAUUCUCUCGCUGAGCUGUUGAUGAGCUAUAACCGCACCAAGAUUGAGUUCCUCAACUUCAGGAGGAGCGCACCGUUGUUGGGAAAUACUCCCGUUAGACCGCGAUCGAGUAUCCUCAUUUAUCUCAUCGAUCUUCUCUGUCAGGACAGUCUAAGUGCAGCUACCGACAGCCUCGCAGCUAAGAAGAAGCUUGCAACCGCCGCCCGCGCGCAGAGCGUCUUAGUCGCGCUCGUGAACCAGACUGGCGAGAAGCCCCAUGAGCGAAACAAGGAUCGAUUCGAAUAUGACGACGACCCGGACCUCAUCUCCGUGCGCAAGUUCGUACUCGACACGAUUCUCAAGGCCUACGAAAGGGCUUCAACACCCGAUGAGUCGCUCGACCUACGGUACGCUCGUAUGCAAUCCCUUGCUGAAUUGAUGUGCCAGAUUAUUGGUGACAGGGACAAGGACCACGGACCGCCACGUCCACCAUCACUGCUUGGCCCACAUGCUUACACCCAACUGCGCCGCAUGAUGUACGAAAAGGGCUACUUGGACAAGCUGACGUCGUCGAUUGCGGAAAUCGACUUAAAGUACCCCGGCGUAAGGAGGGUCAUCAAGUACAUCCUCCGAGUUCUAAAGGUCCUCACCGACACUGCCAAGGAGCUCAGUCUUUCCAAUGUAAUUCAAGUGCCCUCACACCCAGAGCAUAUUGAUGACGAGAUUGCGUCGGCUUCUUCACUUUCCGACCUCGAGGACGAGCGUGAGGAGACUCCCGACCUUUACCGUCACUCUGCCCUCGGCAUGUUGGAGCCUCAUGACUCAGACGAUGAUUCUGAUGAAGACGAGGAUGAAGACGACGAUGGGUAUGAUGACGAAGACGAUUACGGCGACGAGAUGGAUUAUGAAGACGAUGGGAUGGAUAGCCAUGAUGAGGAUAAUGUCAGCGACGAAGAUGAAGAACUCGGUGAUAUGGGACCGAUUGAGGGCCUCCAUGGUGACCCCAUCCUUGAAGUUAUUGUCGAUGAAGACGAUGACGAUGACAUGGAUGAUGACGACAUUGAUGACGAAGACAGCGAUGACGACGAUGAGGAGAUGGACUCCGAUGACAUGGAAGAGGAGGAAGACCGGGUCCACAUCGCUGUUGAAGAAGAUGAUUUGAUGGAUGAUGACGGUAACCCCGAAUGGGAGAGCGCAUCUGACUCCGAAGAGGAGGACGAUGACGCCCUCGACUACGACGUUGAAGAGCCUGAGCUUGAUGAAGACGACCUCCAUCACCACCACCACCAUCAUCACCAUCAUCUCACCGAUGGAGAAAUUCUCGGAACCAUUACCCGGGCCGUUAUGGGCGGGCCUGAUUUCGACCCUGAUGAUAUGGAUGAUGUUGGGGACGGGUACAUCGACGAUGGUCGAGACGAUGAAGACGACGAAGACGACGAAGAUGUUGAGGACGACGAAUACUUCCACGAUGUUGAGUAUCCUCAACUAGUUCCUGCGAUGAUGCCACCCGCCUUGGGCUGGGACACCUUCAUGGUUCACCCUCCCGACUUCCCUGGCCAUGGUCAGGGCGGUCGCCAUCGAAACCGAGGGAACAUUUUCGAUGCUACGUGGACACUUGGACCAGGCCGUGAUCUUGGUGAAUAUAGCUACCUUCACCGAAGCAAUGCCAGAGCCGGGAACUCUAGUGGCAACGGGGACGAUGGCACGAACCCUCUCCUUCGUCGCCCCAAUGCUGGCCGCGAGGCUUCUCCUCAUCCUGGUACUCAUCCGGGCUCGGUUGCUCUUCGAUUCCGAUCUGACUUUUUCGCGCCUGGACGUGGGUUCAGCGAUGGUGGCCCGAUUGCCGUUCUCCAUGACCUUAUAGCCGCCAUUCCUCAGGUCUCCCAUGUUUCUUGGGCGGGCGGCCGUGAUCGUACUGGACCCCUUCCAAUCUUCACCGAUGGACGUAGAGACCGACAUGAAUUCAACAUCUCCUCCCGCGAUCACCGAGGAUCCGGCCACCGCGACUCGACAACCACGGAUCCCCAGCAGGCCGUUUCAUUUUCUCCCAUGCUCACUCGAGAGCGAUAUGACGAGGAGGGCACAAUGCUUCUUGGCCCACUACAUGGCUCACGAAUCUCCGACAGGAUGCCGCAGCUUUUCGCCCCACGGAUCCUGCACCUACUGGCUCCCGCUGCCAUCGAACAAAAGAAGAAGGACGAUGCCGAGAAGGCGAAGCGGAGAGAAGAGCGCCUCAAGCGCGAGGAGGAGGAGCGACUAAAGAGGGCGGAGGAGGCCCGCAAGGCUGAAGAGGCUCGUAAGGCCGAGGAGGCGAAGGCUGAGGAGGCGAGAAGAGCCGCCGAAGCCGCCGAAGCUGCUGCUGCUAGUGCUGCAGCCGAAUCGCAGAGACAAGAAGCUCGGGCCUCCGCCCCUUCGUCGCGGUCUGCUUCGCCGUCUACCCGUAGCACAGACCGGACCGGCGCCAACGAACCUGAACAGAGCGCCGCUCCCCAACCUAUGGAGGGAGUUGAGACUGGUGGCGCCGCUGCCGAGACCUCCAGGACGAACGAGCCGGCUCAGUCUCAGAAUCGUGUUGUCACCACAAUCCGGGGUGAAGAGGUCGAUGUUACCGAGCUUGGAAUCGACCCCGAUUAUCUCGCUGCGUUGCCCGAGGAGUUCCGCGAGGAGGUCAUUGCACAGACCGUUAGCAGCCGUCGGUCGCGGGCCCGUGAAGAGAGUUCUGCCACUGGCGAGCAGACCGAGGUGUUUCAGGAGUUCCUUGAUGCCUUACCUGCUGAACUCCGAAUCGAGAUCAUCCAGCAGGAACGCCAAGAGCAGAGGCGUCGAAACGAUGAGGAGCAGCGCCGACAGAAUCAGUCCGCCGGCAUUGUACAAGUCGCCGCCGACAUGGAUGCGGCCAGUAUUUUACUGACACUGCCCCCCGAACUUCGCGAUGAAGUCUUGCUAGAGCAGGGUGACGAAAUUCUGGAUCAACUACCACCGGAGAUGGCUGCCCAAGCACGUGCCCUUGCCGAGCGUGCCAAUUCUCCUCGUCACGGCAUCGUACGGGGUUCCAACAUCAUGACUGCAGGCCGUUCACGCCCUCCGAUUCCCGGCGCGCCCGCAGGUAUCGCAGGUGGCGAACAAGGUGACAAGGUUGCUAGGAGGACGGUUGUUCAGAUGCUUGACAAGUCCGGCGUGGCUACGCUCCUUCGCCUCAUGUUCAUCGUUCAGCAAGGCCACACCCGAGCUUAUCUUUUCAGCAUCUUUGCCGAUAUCUGCGAGAAUAGACAAAACCGCCUCGAGGUCAUCAGCACCCUUCUUCAAAUCCUCCAGGACGGCAGCACGGACAUGGAUGCAAUCGAACGAAGCUUUGGCCAGCUCUCGCUGAAAGCCAAGAAGCCGCGGGAUAAGGAGGGUAACGAUCUAAGAACCCCACAGAGCCUUAAGAGAAGCCUGACGGCCGUUACACCUUCGGCAGCCGUAGCCGCAGCUCAGACGCAGACGCACUCGGAGAUCUCUCCACUUCUCAUUGUCCAGCAAUGCCUCGACCUCUUGGUCGAUUUGUCAAGCAAAAACCUCCAUAUUCCUUGGUUGUUCCUGACUGAGCAUGAUAUCGUGGGCUCCUCUGUUAAGCGAACUCUCAGCCGCAAGUCAAAGGCAAAGGAGAGCAAAGCUCAAAAGUACGCGAUCAACUCUCUCCUUAGCCUCCUCGACCGAGAGAUUGUUAUGGAAAGCUCCAACAUCAUGAGCUUACUGGCCGACCUUCUCAACCGUCUUACGCUCCCACUUCAGAACCUAGAGCGUAGACGCAAAGAAGCAGAGGAGGCAGAGAAGGUGGCUGAGGCCAAGGCGGAGGAGGAUAAGAAGAAGACCGAGGAGGCAACUGGUUCCGCCGCCGCGGCGGGCGAGGGCCAACCUGGCGGAGCCAGCGACUCGAAGCCAACCGAAGCCGGGAGCUCGACUCUGCAGGAAAAGAAGAAGGAGGAGCCAAGCAAGCCCAAGCCGCGAACGAUGCAGAUCCCCGUCAUCCCCAACUAUAACCUCACAUUGGUCAUCAAGAUCUUUGUGGCGCGAGAGUGCAGCUCCAAGACAUUCCAGAAUACCAUUGCUGCUAUCAAGAACCUCUCCGCUAUCCCAGGGGCCAAGGCAGUCUUCGGACAGGAGUUGGUCAAACAGGCACAAGCCCUGAGCAAGAACAUCGUGGCGGAUCUGGAUGAGCUUCUCCCCCAGAUCACCAAGGCAACUUCCGGCACGGAGAUCCAGGGAGUGGCACUUGCCAAAUUCUCUCCUGGAGCGUCGGAGCAAAACAAGUUGCUGCGCGUGCUUACUGCUCUUGACCAUCUGUUCGAGACCAAGAAGGUCGAGGGUGAGGACCAAAGCGGCGCAACCAGCCGGGAGACCGAGAAGCAAGAUCUCAUCUCCACGCUCUACCACCACCCGACCUUCUCCACGAUGUGGGAGAAACUGAGUGCAUGCCUCGUCGCUAUUCGGCAGCGUGAGAAUAUGCUUAACGUCGCAACGAUUCUCCUGCCCCUUAUCGAGUCUUUGAUGGCUGUGUGCAAGAACACCGCGACCAACGCUCCCCUACAACCGUCCACCCAGUCGCAAGUUGGAAAGGACAUGGUGCUUUCUAGUCCACCUCCCGAGUCGCCUAUGGCUGGCCUUUUCUUCACCUUUACCGAGGAGCAUCGUCGAAUCCUCAACGAGCUUGUCCGCAAUAACCCCAAGCUCAUGCAAGGACCUUUCAAGCUACUCGUCAAGAACCCCAAGGUCCUCGAGUUCGACAACAAGCGCAACUACUUCAGCCGGAGCAUCCAUGCUCGAACCAACGCUCACGGCCGCACGUCAUACCAGCCAUUGCAGCUCUCUGUCCGUCGUGAACACGUGUUCCACGACUCGUUCAAGUCACUCUACUUCAAGAGCGGCGAUGAAAUGAAGUACGGCAAGCUCAACAUUCGCUUCCACGGCGAGGAAGGUGUCGAUGCUGGUGGCGUCACUCGAGAGUGGUUCCAGGUGCUUUCUCGCCAGAUGUUCGAUCCCAACUACGCGCUCUUCAUCCCCGUGUCGUCCGACCGCACAACGUUCCACCCCAACAAGCUGAGCGGCAUCAAUGACGAACAUCUCCGAUUCUUCAAGUUCAUUGGCCGCAUCAUCGGCAAGGCCCUCUACGAAGGCCGUCUGCUCGACUGUUACUUCAGCCGCGCUGUCUACAAGCGCAUCUUGGGCAAGUCGGUAUCGGUCAAGGACAUGGAGUCGUUCGAUCCUGAUUACUACAAGUCGCUCGUGUGGAUGCUUGACAAUGACAUCACCGAGAUUAUCACCGAAACAUUCUCACUCGAGGACGACGAGUUCGGUCGUACUAAUACCGUGGAUCUAAUCCCCAAUGGCCGCAACAUCCCCGUCACGGAGGAGAACAAGCACGAAUACGUGCGCCUCGUCGUCGAGCACAAGCUUUUGAACUCGGUUAAGGAGCAGAUGGAACACUUCUUGAAGGGCUUCCACGACAUCAUUCCGGCAGACUUGAUCUCGAUCUUCAACGAGCAGGAGCUCGAACUUCUCAUCUCGGGUCUUCCAGACAUCGACGUCGACGAUUGGAAGAGCAACACCGAGUACCACAACUACACAGCGUCCUCUCCGCAGAUCCAGUGGUUCUGGCGAGCAGUCCGAUCCUUCGAUAAGGAGGAGCGCGCGAAACUGCUGCAGUUCGUCACCGGAACCAGUAAGGUGCCGCUCAACGGAUUCAAGGAGCUUGAAGGCAUGAAUGGAAUCAACCGAUUCAAUAUCCAUCGGGAUUACGGCAACAAGACACGCCUGCCUAGCUCUCACACAUGCUUCAAUCAACUUGACCUCCCCGAGUACGAGAGCUAUGACAUGCUCCGAAAGCAAUUGCUGAAGGCCAUCACUGCCGGAAGCGACUACUUCGGAUUCGCGUAA